Messenger RNA from Sinocyclocheilus rhinocerous, 2003 nucleotides. It is a transcript of the gene pdcd7, whose product is annotated as programmed cell death 7. Gene Ontology annotation, cellular component: U12-type spliceosomal complex. Bases 129 to 1676 code for a protein of 515 amino acids. Lineage: Eukaryota; Metazoa; Chordata; Actinopteri; Cypriniformes; Cyprinidae. The transcript is spliced from 6 exons. The record is from RefSeq and is a predicted model, not a curated record.
AGGGGAUUUUAUUUUGAAGACGUACCGGAAGUCCUUCCUUCAUAACUUCCGUUUACAGAUUGUCCUCUUAGCGUAGCUCACAACAGCGCGCUUCAGCACCGGAUUGCGGUUGAUUUCAGCGUGAAAUAAUGGAUAACCCUCAGCAGUUCAGUUACAUGGGCGCUCCGCCGCCUCCCUUCAAUGAUCCCGCGGGUUUAGAUGGCGCUGUUUAUGCAGGAGGAGGUGCGGGACCAGCGCCGAUGCCUCCUCCACCUCCGCCUGCAGCGGGACACACGUGGAACACGUAUCCGCAUCCACCACCGGCGGUGCAGCAUCACUGGCCCCCGUUCCCACCCUUCGACCCGAGCAGACCACCUCCGGGGAGCUUUGAACCUCCCCAGCACAGCGAGAACCCGCCUCCGUCCUGGUCCCAGAACCAGUGGCGUCCUCCAGAGCAUCACUUCACGAGACAAGUCCCACCAAAUCAGCAUCAGUUUCCAGAUGCAGCACCUCCAUCGUAUCAGUCCAGCGCCAGACUGGAGCUUUACACCUCCAACCGGCAAAAUUACCCAUUUAACAGCCAGUCUAUGAACAGACCCUGGCUGGAUGGCCAACGAAACCAGAGUAAAACCAUCUCAAUAACAGCUUCCGAUGAAGAAUCCAUGCAGAGAUUGAGAGAUGAGCAGUGGAUUCGGAGUUUCUUGCUUAAAAGAAGAAAUAAAUCCACUGAACCAAAGCACACCGAGUCCAAAGCGUCCAUCUCUCAGUUCAGAGAGAAGCUGUAUGGGACUGUUCAGAUGCUGUCUGAGUUAAAUAUCGUGUGUCGGAUGCUAAAGGAUCAUUUGGAGAAUGAGGAUGUUUGGACGGAGAGCCUCUCAAAAGCGACCGAGCUGAAGAACAGCAUCCAGGAGAGCCUGACGGAUCUGAAGGACCCGGACUGUGUCGGCGGCAUCAAGAGGAAACUACUGCUGAUAAAUAAGAAGAGAGCAAGGAUGCGGAGACGAAAGAUGGAGCAAAAGGAGGAAAAGCAGGAGCAGGAGGCUAGACGUGCUGAACGAGAGGCGGAGGUUGAUAAAUGGCAGAUGAAACGCAUUCAAGAAGUGGAGGAGAAGAACAGAGAGAAAGAGUUGAAGCUGGCCGCUGAUGCUGUUCUCUCAGAGGUCAGAAAGAAACAAGCCGAUGCCAAGAGAAUGCUGGACAUCCUCAAAUCACUGGAAAAACUCAGAAAACUCAGGAAAGAGGCUGCAGCCAGGAAGGGCAUGUUUCCAGGAAAGGAGAGCGAUGAGAGAUUUGAGGGUCACUUGGAGCGGUUGAGGAGUCUGAUCCGUAAGCGCACGGCUGUGUAUGCGACAGAGGAGAAAGCUCUGAGAGUCAUGCUGGAGGGUGAGCAGGAGGAGGAGCGCAAACGAGACCGCGAGAAGCGACUGAAGAAAGAAAAAGAGAAGCUGUUGCAGAAGAAACGAGAGGUGGACACAAUGCUGUUUGGAGCUGAAUUGCCACCUGAUCACCCUCUUCAGCCGUUCCUAGAUUACUACACACAGGCAGAGCGCUCCCUUCCUGCUCUUAUUCAAAUAAGAAGAGAGUGGGAUCAGUUCCUGGUUUCUGACAAACACCCUGACGGUACAUCAGUUCCUCAGGGCUGGGUUCUGCCCGACCAACCAGCCGACGACAUCUGGGCCACAGCCCUGGAGAAAUGAUGCNUAGUUAUGACCCGACGGACUGUUCAUUCAUGUGGGGGAAAAAAUGUUUGGCUGGCAAAAUGUGUGACCAGAUUAAAUGAUACUAGAUUGGGUGAAUCUCACGAAAACGUUUCAUCCUAAAAUCAAAGAAAUGCUUUGCAUAAAGAAAAGAAGCUUUUUUCCGGCCAUUUAAAAUUUUUUUUUUUUACAUUGUGACAUUAUUUUUAUGAUUGUUAAGUGCAUUUUACACAAAUUCUUAUUACCACAAUGUGCUUGGAUUUAAAAAAAAAUUGUCAUUAUUCCCAGUGGUGAUUGUUAUUAGGUUGUCGUUGAUGCAAUGCGGAU